This is a messenger RNA of Eurytemora carolleeae, 3739 nucleotides long. RefSeq lists its product as uncharacterized. NCBI's taxonomy places the organism in Eukaryota, Metazoa, Arthropoda, Copepoda, Calanoida, Temoridae. The record is from RefSeq and is a predicted model, not a curated record.
AAUAAUAGAAUCUGCAAUUAUCCUAACAAAAGAUAAGAGGAAAAAGUAAUUGUUUGCCCUUCAUCAUUAUCUUUAAGUUGAUAUCUAUUAUUUGGUAAACAAUAAAAUAAUCAGUUUAAUAAUUUUUAUCAUAUUUACAGAGUUCAGAAACAUUGCAUGUAGGCUUUCCAAAAAUACUACAUUAAAAAAGGCCCCAUGAAGGAUAAACCUAAAGAGGAGGAGGCCUUGAAAGAUGAACAGAAAAAGGAAGGGUACAGGGAGGAUAAACAAAAAGAGGAAGACAACAUGGAAAAUAAAUGUAAAGGUGAAAACAAAGAGGAGACCCACAUGAAAGAUGAACUCAAAGAGGAGGCCCGAAUGAAAGAUGAACACAAAGUGGAGGCCCACAUUAAAGAUGAACACAAAGAGGAGGCCCACAUUAAAGAUGAACUCAAAGAGGAGGCACUUAUGAAACAUAAACUCAAAGAGGAGGCCCACAUGAAACACAAACUCAAAGAGAAGACCCACAUAAAAGAUGAACUCAAAGAGGAAGCCCACAUAAAAGAUGAACACAAAGAGGAGGUCCACAUAGAAGAUGAACACAAAGAGGAGGCCCACAUAAAAGAUGAACAUAAAGAGGAGGCCCAAAUAAAAGAUGAACACAAAGAGGAGGCCCACAUAAAAGAUGAACACAAAGAGGAGGCACACAUAAAAGAUGAACACAAAGAGGAGACCCUCAUAAAAUAUAAACACAAAGCAGAGGCCCACAUUUAUGAAAACAAAGAUAUAGACGAUCUCAAAACUGAACACAAAGCGGAAGUGUGGAUGAAUGAUGUAGACAUUUUAUUGGCCUCUAAAUGCCAAUGUGAAUUAAAAAUGGGUAUUCUAGACUCAAGCGAGCCUCCUAAAUGGCCUUUCCAUGGAUUAGAAAAGCUGUAUGACGAGAAAUUCAAAAUCCAUUAUAACAACAAAAACUGGACAGUCCCAGAUCUAGGGACACACAAAUUGGAAGAAUUCUACAAUCUACCAGUAAACAAGGGUAAAAAUGUGGUAUCUAUGCCAGUUGGUGGACCAUUAUCUGAAUAUAUUCAUAAUGGAGAAAAGGUCAAAGCUAAUGAUCAUCAAGAAUUUUUCUUUUCACAGCUGAAGGAUGUAGCCGAGAAAACUGAAGAAAAGGCAGUCCUCAUGCAUAAAUUUGAUUUUAAUGUUUUCCUCAGACAUUCAGUAGGAACAGAUGUAUCUACUUCAUUUGCUGAAUAUCUCUGUGUUGAUGAGCACAUCGAACAUUUUAGAUCCGUUCAGAUGAAUUUCCAAAGUGUGACAAGCCCAUCCUUUCAUACAAUUCUAGCGGAUCCUCAAGAAGACAUUAUGGAUGCCUUCAUUGGUAUAUUAAAAGUGUGUGGUGCUGAGGGCAAUGCUGAUUGGACUAAAAAACAAAUGGUGAAAGCCAUAACACAUCAUUUGUUUCGGAUAGAAAACGUUUUGAUUUUUUCUGAGAAAAAAGUAAUUUUCUUGUUUCACAUCUCCAAAAGUAUUACCAAUAAGUAUUAUAGGCCAGCGAGAAGAUUUCUUCUUUCAGCUACACAUAGACUUCAUCAGGGUUUUCAUGAGGUUCUUCAAGAUUGGACAGUUGUAUCAUCCUUGUAUUUCCCAAUUGAUGAAAAUAUGACUUCAGUUGAACAAUCGAACAAAUAUUCAAUAUUCAACAAAGCAUGCAACUCCUGCAAACCAUUUUUACUGGACAAAAAUAAGGAGAGGCUCUCAUUCCUGAUAAACAGUGUUCUCAGCAGUAAACCUACACACACAGAAGACAAUAGAAAUGGGAUCAUGAAUCUUCUGGUAGGGCUGACAUUUUAUUAUGACAGCAUAUUCUUUAAAGACAUAAGUGCUGAAUUGAAUAUGAAACCUGAAUCAAGCUCUGUUGCAACAGACAGACCUUUAAUACUUGAUGCCACAGAAUGUUCAUGUCAGCUAAAACUUGGUAUAUCAAGUCCUCUAUCUAAUCUAAAAGAUACUGUUACCAUAGAUCCUUUGUAUUUAAGUCUUGAAGAUGUCUCUGUUGCCUAUUUUAAAAAUUCAAUCAUUGGAGUUAAAUUUCCUAACCUCAUGGAACUGAUUGCUGACGAAACUACUGCAACACAUUUGGACGCAUUUGACAAGGAGGUCAUAGCAAUUCCAGUAGAUCAUGAACCCUAUCAAACUGAAUCUAAACCUGAAUUGGAACCUAAAUCUAAACCUAAAUCAGAGCAAGAAAAGGAAGAUGGCCCAAUUGUAGCAUUCUAUGGAGAAGAUUUGGUUUAUGGAAAAACUGUUUCAGUUCUGAAGAAUCUGGAUAAACCAGCAUUUGCUAUAAAAUGCUACCAUACAAGUUAUUAUCUUGCUCCACUGAAGGAACAAGCUGAGACGGAAAGAGUAACUAACUGCAGUAACAAAAAUAAAAACCAGUUAAAAGUGAAUCUUGAUAAACUAAAGAUGUAUGAACCUCUGAACAAAAAGGAACUCCUAGUUUGUUCACUUUUUGAAUUAGACCUGCGUCAAAAGGAACAAUAUACAAGACUUCUUAAGCAGAAAUGUAAUGGUGAACCAGAAGAGGAGAUUGAGACACCAUAUGAAUUUUGUCAAAUUUUUGGAAAGGACGCAGAAAUUAAGAAGCAUGAUUUCGAUAAAAGACAUUUAUCUGAGGUUGUUGAGUACAAACUUUACAAAUUUAGGCUGCAGCAGUUGUUUAGGGAAGUUGAUUCACUGUUUAUACUUCCAGGGGAAAAGCUUAUUCUAGAGAUUGAAACUAAAACUUCUAAAAAGGAGGCUAACUUUCAAUCUCAACUGAAGAGAGCUUCUCAGAAAACUGAAAUUACUUUGAAGUUUCUUAAGUCUGCACAUGGAGACAUACUGUCUGAGGGUUGGAAAUAUGUCAAAGCCAUUUCAUUUCCAAGAAUCAAGGACAUUCAAGAAAAACAGAACUUAGAAAAGAUCAAGAAGAUCAAAAGUUGUUCCUACUGCAUGCAGUUUAUUCUGGAUAGCAGUCAGCUGCAGAACCUAAGCAGAUGGAUAACAGGACUUCAAAACUGUGUUCCUCAGAAAUUUCCUGUUGGCCAUGAGUACAAAAACCUUGUUAUUCGAUUUCUUGGAUUUCUGGCAUUAAAGAAGUUCCCAGCAACCAGUUUCUGUCUUGAACACAAUCGUAAAAUGAAUGAGAAAGUAAUGAUUGGAAGUCAAUUUGGAUUAACUAAUGAAAACUUUAUCCCGGCUGAAUCCAUACCAACUUAUUUAUUGUGGAGCAAAGAUCAGCUAAAUGUGAUACAAUCUCAGGAAACCCAUGUUGUUCUCAAUGGAGAUUAUGGGAGCGGUAAAACAUUCAUCUUGAAGGGAAAAUCUCAGCAGCUGCUUUGCGAAGAACUAAAUUCAGGCAAAUUGAAAAGAAAAGUUCUGUUUAUUUCUCUCACUGCAGCAGAUUCAGGAAACUUUAAAGAUACUUGGAGAGAAGAGAAGAUUUUUGAUAUAUGCAACAAACUGGAAGAAAACCCAGACAUAAAGGUAUUUGGAUUGUCUGACCUGGUUAAUGUGUAUGAUGAUAAGUUUGGACAGGUUGAAAAGUCGACUUUGAAUGAUCUUGUCUCUCAUACCAUCUCAAAUUAUCCUGACCAUCAUGUUUUUAUUGACGAAAUUCCAACAAAGUCAAACAAUGACAAAGGCUCCGUAUUCAUUGCAUUUAAACCACAAGGGAUAGAAAGAAGAAAGAAUGUGGAUGAUUUCAGCUCAG